AUGUCAAAAUUAGAAGGAAAACUGAAACUUGGUAAUCAUCAAGCAGAACUUAUCUUACGAAACAAGCCGAUUAACCUGCUUAAAGAGCAUGAAUAUUCUAAAUGGAUUGCAUCACAGGCUGAAACAGAAAUGAAAACGGAAGAUAUUACCAAAAUUAAAUUUUUUCGAUUAAAACUUCUUCCUGAACAAUAUAGCUAUGCUGAAUAUUAUUAUCCGGAAAAUGAACCAUAUCGCGUCUAUUUUCAUAAAGUAUCUAAUCAGUGGUAUGUUUAUAAAAGUUACCAACGUAUCAGUGAUCUCUUUGCAAUUGAUAACUUCAAUGCAAAAGUAUAUUAUAUGGGUGUUAUUCCAAAUGAUAUUAUGAAUCGUGGUGAUUUUUAUGAAAUUAAUGAUUUCAUUUCGACAGUUUCAGUACUGCAUGGUGAAUAUAAUCGUAAAUUGGAACUACAACACAUUACAGGUGGUGGAUUUCGACCAAAUUUACGAACAAUGAAAGGUCGCAAAGUGUUACCAACAUUUUUGGCAUCGCACGCAAGAGAACAAAAAAAUGGGCCAUCUAUGAUAAAAAUCUUAAUCGAUCGUCAUAUUGCUGCUAUACGAGCUUAUCAGAAGAAACGACUUCAAAAUAUUGAGAAAAUUUUGGAGCAGAAUAAUAUUGCUAAACAAAUUAAGACUUUUAUAUCAAAUCAUAAGCGCUGGGUUCACGGUCGGAAACAGAUGAGUAAUUAUACUGCACUGCAGCGCAAGGUACGGAAAACAGUUCCGUUUAAACGAUGCUCUGCUACAAGGUUAAUAGCUUUCAAAAAUGUAACAGUAUCGGAUUUAUGCAACGAACUAAUUGAUUAUCCAAUUUGGGUUGGUUUUCAUUACUAUUCUAUGCGAGUACUUAACAAAAAUGGCUUACAUAUUAUUUACGAUGAUAUCAAUUAUGCUGUUCAAGAAGGUGACAAAUUGAGACAUUUACGCAUUAUGCCUUCCAAAUAUAUGUAUAAACCACAAGCGACAACAAUUUUUGGGGAAACAAAGGUAUAUAGCAAAGGACAGAUUCCACUUGACCAUUGGCCACUUAGUGACUAUCCUCCUAGCAUUGAAUCAGUUUCGGGAUAUUCUACAGUUACAAAAAUGUCAACUGCCACUACAUCACCAAAUUCAUGGCAAAAUGAUUGGAAGAUGCAACCACGUCAUGAUGAAUACGAUCAUCGUUUAACUGAAGCGACGAUACCAGACGUACGAGAUACACGUGUUCGUGGUGAUGAACAAUUUGCUAUUCGAUUCAAUAAAGAACUCAAUAAACGAAUUGAUUUCGCACUUGCUGAUAUCGAAACGGUGUUAUCAAAAACAAUGCUAAAUCAUAAAAUGGAUCCACGCACAAUAGCAGCAUGUAACACUAAUAACUUUUUUCCGGAUAUUCUUGAUAGACAUGGUGAUAUGACAUGGCUUAAGAAAGCUGAAUCAUAUAUCAAUUCCAUAUUGACAAAAGAUAAUCCAACUGAUGAUGAAAAGAAAGAUUUGAAAGUUCUAUAUUAUGCCAAACAACGUUAUGAACAAACAUUAUCAAAAUAUGACAGUUAUCAACAGCUAACACAAUCAACUGAUAAAUCUCAAGAUGACAAUGAAAAAACAUUAUCAUUUGGUAUGUUACAAAGUGGUCAUUCAACAACAACAAAUUUAUAUAUCAAUGAUAGCUGGCGACAGAUUAUUCAUUCGAAUCGAAUUCCAUCAAAUGCUUUGCAAAUUUUAAAGUUAUUGAUAACUAAUCGUGAUGCAUGGCCAUUGGAUUCAGAUUUUUCAAAUUUAGCCUUGGUUGAUCGCGCAGAUCAUAUUUCGAUACCAUAUGUCAUCGAAUCCUUUCAUCGUUAUCAUCUGAAAGGCAACAAAAUGAAAAUUUUGGCAAUAGGAACUUUGAUAUUUGUUAUUUUACUGCUAAUGCUUUUUGCAUUAGCUCUUUUUGUUGCACAAAACAAGGAAGAUUCCGGUUAUUGUCCAUCAAAUGUCAUAGGCUUUGAUCCUGAAAAUCCUCAUCGUAUGCUUAAAAAAUUAUUUAUUUAA
Molecule: messenger RNA, 2049 nt
Organism: Brugia malayi
Lineage: Eukaryota; Metazoa; Nematoda; Chromadorea; Rhabditida; Onchocercidae
Exons: 16
Coding region: 1-2049 (682 amino acids)
Source: RefSeq, a predicted model, not a curated record